Molecule: messenger RNA, 3474 nt
Organism: Neurospora crassa OR74A
Lineage: Eukaryota; Fungi; Ascomycota; Sordariomycetes; Sordariales; Sordariaceae
Exons: 2
Coding region: 1-3474 (1157 amino acids)
Source: RefSeq, a predicted model, not a curated record
AUGGUUGAGCAGACCGGAGAGAAGACAACGGUCAGGGAUAUCGACUACAUUCUCCCCAACUCAGGUCCCUACCAUUACAAUCGAAAACACCAUACGUACGCCGGCAUCAACAUCAGUGGUGCAAAGUUCAUCCAAGGGUUCUAUACGCGUUACUGUAUCUACCUCUGUACCUACGACGACGAACCCUACUUUACAAUACCCAAAGGUCAACUUCCCAUCCAGCCACGGAUCACUCCUGGCUGGGCAGUUUCCGGCGCCAUACUCAUCCUAACAGGUAUCGUCUGCGGUAUGGUCGGCACCAAGAAAAAAUGGCUCCACACAUUCCUUACCACCGGCUUCCUCGUCAGCCUAGGAACCACUGUUUUGAUUCUCUACGUGACUGAUCCGCCAGUCAGUGACGCAGUCCAAGGAGCCUAUGUCGUGGCUGCGGUCUGUACUGGCCUGAUCGUUGGCGGCCUAGCCAUCAUAUUCCAGGACUUGGCCCAAAGUUCAGCCUGCCUGCUCGCUGGCUUUUGCUUCAGUAUGUGGUUGCUUACUCUUGGGCCCGGAGGUCUAAUUCACCACAAGGGCGGUAAAGUGGCGUUCAUUGUUCUGUUAUCCUUGGCCUGGUUUUGUUCAUACUUUACUCGAUGGACGCGCACUUACAGCCUUAUUGCCGCCAUCUCCUUUUCGGGUGCCACUGCUGCGGUUCUGGGGAUCGAUUGCUUCUCACGUGCCGGUUUGAAGGAAUUUUGGGUAUACAUCUGGGACCUAAACGGGGACAUCUUUCCCCUCGGCACAGUCACGUAUCCGUUAACCCGCGGUAUUUGCGCCGAAAUAGCAGCUAUCAUGGUUAUCUUUGUUGCCUGGAUUGUCUCGCAGCUUAAACCCUGGUGUUUGGGUAGGAAUCGAGGAGAAUCGAAACCCGCGGACCACGGAAGAAACCUGGAAGCAGAAAGAAAUUUGGAAGCAGAAGACGAAAAGACGGCAUGUCAGCUGGAAGAAGCGAGAGCUCGCGACCUCCGAGAUUGGGAACGGAAGUAUGGAGAUGGAGAAGUCAGACAGCUGUCUUCAGCGGAAGAUUCGGAUCUCGGUCAUACGGACAGCGAAAAUGGAAUGCUGCGUCACAGUCAACGCAUCAUACCGGCAGCUACAACGUCCCGCUCCCGGUCAACCACAGGAAUGGACUCGAAUAUCAGCAAUCUUGGGUAUGCAGCUGGAGCCAUGACCCCUUUAUCCCCGGCGCAGGCUACCGCGGCUGCGAUGGCUUGCUUCCCAACUCGCAACCUUAACGGAGCUUCAGAUGACACGGUCCCGAGUGAGUGCCCUACCGAUGCUGGAAGUCCGACAAGUGACGAAGAGAAUAUGGAUUUCAGGGUAAAUGAUGGGCGAAAAGUGGUGUCAUCGGUUAUGCCGGCUUCCACACCACGCCCCCAAUCUCCAUCAGAGACAUACACAAGCGCCGAGCCACUGCCUCUCGAGCAGAUAGAGAGACAAGAUGGCAUUGAUGAGCUACAUGUCCCCUUUGAGAACGAUGGGGGAAGUUGGCUUGGACAAACAGAACAGCACCGGUCUACCAUGGUGAUCAGAAGACUUUCGAACGGCUCGGCUGAGGCUUUUCGAAACCUGUCACCAAAACCUGUACAUCGCGGAGCUGAAGGAAAUCAACAGACAGGUGAUAGUCGUGAAGGAGGGCUUGCGGCGAUUUGGAGGAUACGAAACGACACGGAUUCUGUCGCGGUAAACUUGGAUGAUUUGGGUUCUGUCAGCAAUGAUGAAAGCAUUGAGGACGACAAGAUGGACAAGGAUAAGGUUUCUAGCAUUGAGACCCAAAGCACUGAAGACACAAGCAAACAGACCGAAGCGUCUGUCAAACCAACCGAGGAAAUGGCAGACAAGCUAUUGUCUGAGGGUCACAGUAAUCAGCCAGAUCACUCACAAGCCCACCAAGGAUCAGACAUUCCAUCAACAAGCAGAGGAUAUGGCCUAAUGUUCGAUGAGCCAUACGAGUUCCAGGGAGAAAAGGAAAAGCCUCAACCGAGUCCAGUGGAUGUACCUGCGCUCAUGGGAGGGUCAGAGAUGAGAUUGAGUGGGUCGCCAAAGUCGGAUGAAUCCUCAGGCAGCAGCCUCCUUAAGGAAAAUCAUGCACAGGAACUUUCACCGGUUGCUUUGUACCACCGGACAAAAGAAUGGGCUAAGCACUUGGAUGCUGCAGAUAUCCCUGAGGAGCCGGCGGCGCCUCAACCUAUCGACGGUUCGAAGGAGACGAAUUCGAAUCUCCCAACCGAAAAUCCAGUACCCGUGGAUCUCAGCGGUCUCCAACAGACAGCAACGAAUGCUAGCUUACCUCGAGCGAUCCCCAGAACAACGAGCUUGGUAACAGACUACCUUGCUCGACAACGGGCUAUGCAUCGGAGCAGCUCCGGGCCUGUGUUGCAAAGAUAUCCGGAGGACACAUAUCAUGCUUCAGACUCUACACCAGAGCCGGGACGCGUGGCAACAACUAGGGCCUUUCCUUACCGGUCUGCUUCCGAAUCCUUCAAAGGACUAACAUCAAGACUGUGCACCGAAACAAUCGCUGAGGAGGGGGGUGCUCAAAGCCAUCAACUUGCUUCACGACAGCUAUCGGGCCGUAAGCACCAAAUAUCACGCUCUGUUUCUCUGGGAGUAUCAGCGGUUCCCUCUGCGGUUGGCUCAUGUGGUCUUGCUCAAACCCCACGAGCAUCUCAACACCAGACACCAUCGACAUUGAUGGAUACACGCAAGGCAGUUCUACGCAGCAAGUCCCAGGGACAUUCUUUCAACGCCCCGGCAGUGGAGGUCCUCCAUGACAGAGCUCCUGCCGUGAAACUGCACUUGGUGCAGGAUGGCAGUGACAGUCCUCCGAUCGAUAUCGACAAUAUCCCCCUAUCUCAACGUCGCAAAAUCAUUCGAGAGAGCAGCUUAACAUCUGAAUCCAAGAACAGACGAUCACGAGAUAGGUUCCAAGAUCCGACAAACCCGAAAUCAAGCCCGAAGCUUAAUAACCUAUCCUUGGGUCCUUCGACUCCCGAUGCCGUCCGCGAAGCGAAACUCGCCAACUUCCGCGACAGUGUCGCCGCUGACUUGCGGGCCUCGUUGAGUCGCAACGCAUCGAAUAGCAAUAACAACACCACUGCAAGAAUAACCUCAUCAACAUCACCACUACAACCACCAGCCACCGUCUACGAUCCUUAUUCCGUUGGUCAUCAAUCCAGCGUCAUCACGCAAACACAGACACAAGAACAAAUUCACUCGGGACUAGGCCGGAGGACAUCAACGCAACGAAACACCUACGGGUAUGGACAACAACCACCGCAGCAGCAACAGGAUCCAACAUCAACAGGGGUAGCAGUAGAGACACUGGAAAGACGCAGUAGCGGACAGACACAGUUACAAGUAGCACGAGCGCAUCGAGCGCAUCGAGCGCAUAGGAACGCGAUGAGGAGGUUGCAGGCUAGUACUAAGACGGAAUGA